AUGUCCGCCAACUCGCGCCCCAACCACCACGCGCCGUUCCAACCACACUAUGCGCCGCCCGAUGCAUAUGCGCACUACACGGGUGCGGCGUGGCAGCAACAGCCGUUUCGACCGCAGCAGUACUAUCCGAGACCGUACGCGUCGGAUCCUUAUGCGUCGUCAUCGAGCGGGUAUCCGCACCAACAGGCGUUUCCACACCAACAGUAUGCAUCGCCCUACCAGCACCACACCGCUUCGGCGGCAUAUCCAGGCGCGUAUCACGAAGAGCCGUCGUAUCCAGGCCCAAUUGUCAGUCCUGCGCCACAUCCAGCACAUGCUCGCGCACUAGAGACGCAGCUGGACCACCUACACCUGGCGCCCGAGGCUGGGUCGUCGAGAGCGUCGAGCGCGCCAGCGUCACGAUCCGCAUCGGGCGGCGGCAAGUCUGACAUUGCACUGCGCUAUCCGCGGCUCCCCAUUGUCCCUGCGAUUGCCCCAGCCCCUGCUGCGCUUGCUGCGGCGGAUGCAGAGGUGGGCGAGUACGUGGCGCAGCUGCAUGCGGCGCUCGAGGCGUACGAGCGGCGCGAUGAGAUGCUGCGCCUGCGCACCGAAGCGGUCGGCUUUGAACCACGCCGUGCGUACCUCGCCUGGCAACACCCCUCUUCCGACAACGCUGAGGAGGGGGAGGGGGCGGUGAAUGCGGUGCUGGGAGUAAGGUUGUUGCAGAGGCUGGAUGCGGUGCAGCGCGAAAACGCCGAGCUGGGCGGUCUGCUCGCGCGCGCGCCCGAGCAGCGCCGCCAACUCGAGCACGAGGUGCACGAAUGCCAUACGCUCAUCGAUGCGCUCGACUCGGCACUCACCCAUGCGCAGCAGCACGCACAAAAGACGCAGCAGGCACUCGAUCUCGCGUGCGCCUCCAACUCUACCGCCAUCGUCUCCACCCCUCCCCAACCCACUCACGACAACAGCAUUAAGUCCGAGCAGCCCACAACGCCGCGAAAGGGAGCACCACGAAGACGAAAGGGCAAACCAUAG
This is a messenger RNA of Moesziomyces antarcticus, 1014 nucleotides long. RefSeq lists its product as uncharacterized. The transcript has a single exon. NCBI's taxonomy places the organism in Eukaryota, Fungi, Basidiomycota, Ustilaginomycetes, Ustilaginales, Ustilaginaceae. The record is from RefSeq and is a predicted model, not a curated record. The coding region runs from base 1 to 1014 and encodes 337 amino acids.